CAGAAGCUCAUCAAGAUUCAGACUCCUCAUUAAUGGGCCAAAUCCAGCUAUGAUCUCAUAGAGAAGAUGGAAAAAUUCUCCAUAUCUAUGGAGUGCCCUUUGAGGUUACUUUCAUUAUUCACUUUAGGGCAACUAUUAACCUACCAUUUCACCAAAUAUAUUCCAGAAAAAUUCACUGAGCGCCUACUGUGUACUAGGCAUUGUCGUUGGCUUGGAGUCGUCAAAGAUCAGUGAGGUGGGUUUCUCAAGCUGUGAGCCUUCCCAGAGGGAUUUAAGUACUACAGAGAUGAAAAGGCCUUGGUGAAAUUGAGACAGCCUCUGGGAUCCAAGUUUGGGAAACUUGCUAGUGUCAGAAAUGGAUUUCUUUUUCAGUGAAAAAUUUCUUGAGCAGUGAGGUCGCAGGCUGAGAUUUGAUAGUGAUUUCAAGGAAGCCUAAGUUACGGAACUUUUGAGCUGUCCCUCACCCUAUGCUUUUAAUUAUGCCAACAAUUAAAAUUAAUUAACAGGCUAAAUGCCUGUUAUCUGGGGAGAGUAAGCGUGCUGCUAUCAGCAAAGGGACACCUAAACAUUUCCUCUUGUAAAUACUCUUUCCCUUUAUCAGUUAAAAGUCCAGUGUAAAGACCAGGCCUUCCCGUCUGCCACCAUUUUUUCCCCCACAUUCCUCAUUAAACUUUAUUUGAUUCUUACUAACUUUUAGCUUUGGAGUAGUUCAGAAUAUUCCCCAAAGAUAUUUUAAGUACCCUCUGAAAUCGUCACAGUAUUGCAGGAAUACGGUUUUAGAAUCAAGAGAUAUUUUUUCUCAUUCUCAUUUUCCUUUUCUUUAACAUGAAAUACUAAUAAUAUCAUUUUUAUUAUAAGUCCUUGUGCUGAUUACUAAAUAAUGUGUAUGUAAAACUCCAGCUGCCAAGUAGGAGGGCUUCAAUAAAUUCUACUACCUAGAAACUGCCGAAGAUUUUAAAACAAGGAUUUAAUACACACAUUUUUUAAAAUGUUUAAAAAUAAAGUGAACUCUCAUGGUGCCAUAUAUUUUUCCAAAAAUGAAACUGAUAAGGAAUGUUUCAAGAAAACAUUUUCAAUCUGGUCCAGUUCAUCUGCCACCUAAUCAUGUAACUGAGGAAAGAAGACUUUUGUAAGACCACUUCCUUCUUAUCUUCCUUGAAGAUCUGUAAGCUCCCUUCCCCCUUUCCCCUCCCACUUUCCUGAGGAAUCCUGGUUUGGGGAGGAGACGGUAGCCUCCUGGUGGGAGGAGAGGAAGGACUAUAAAAUCAAUUUCCUGUAGCCCUGGACGGCAGAUCUUCUCUCUUUCCCUUUUGGAACCAGCUUGGAAAGAUGAAAGAUGGAUGCUCACAAUUUGGAAAUGAGAGCUUGAAUGAAGAAUUGAGAAGGCAAGUCUGUGGUCCACAUACACAAUCCCAGAGAAAUUCAGCACCCAGAGACUAGUAUCACUGAGAAAUCUACGCACAAGUGCUCUCUCUGCUGAGAGACAAACCAAGACUCUGCUGUUCUGCCCAGCAUAGACCAAGAAGACAUGAAAUCCCUAAUGGAAGGAAACUUAGAAGAUUGCCUGCUGAAUAAGGUGGACUUGAGGCGCCAGUGGAUUUCCCAGACGGUGGAAGAGGUGCAGAAAAUUGUCCAUCAUCUGACCACAGAAAUCAGCUACCAAGACACUCGAUUUCAAGCCGUCCUUUACUCUGACACGUACAAUGAGAACGUUAAGGUUUUGGCCCCCACCCAGCUCCUCAUCACAGUCCCGAUGAGAGGCCUGGCCGGGUACAGGGAGGCCCGGCAGCAGCGCUGGCGCUACUACACCCUGCAGGGCGCCCGGCUGCCCUGCCCCCUGCGGGACCCAGAGGGCCUGCAGCAGUGGCUGGAGGUGGAGCAGUUUCUGAAGAGCCUGUGGCAGUGGCACGAGGCAGAUGUGAACAUUGACGGAGACAUUGUGCCUGCCAAGGUCCUCCAGGUGUUCCGGAAACUGGUCGAAAACGCAAUUGAAACCUGUCACCUGUCAGGUAAGGUCAGCAUGCUAAUGGACCGCCCUGCAGUUCGAGUUGCCGUGGAAACCUCCACAGGUCCGGUGGAACUAGAGCUGACCCCCUCAGUGGAGAUCCCCACCGCCUGGUCCAAGAAAGCCCGGUGGCCUUCGUGUCUGAGGCGCUGGCCUUCUGCAGAGAGAGUGCAGUGCAUCAAGUCAUUUGGGUUUAGCUUGUUGGCCUGUUCAAACUAUCACUGGCAGCUGAGCUUCUUGCGGGCUGAACGGGUGCUGCUGGAGCAGCUGGAUGAGGACGGGGGCUGCCGCAGGAAGUGUCUUCAGGCCAUGAGGCAGAUGAAGGAGGACGUCUGGUGUCCAGGGAAAAGACCUGUGAUCACAUCCUACCACCUUCAGACAGUGCUCUUCUGGACUUGUGAGAAGUAUCCCCACCCAAAGGACUGGCGGGUCUUCAGCAGAGCGUUCCUGCGCCUGGUAAGGAAGCUGCACAAGUGCGUGAGCCAGCACUUUCUGAAACACUACUUCGUGCGGAAGAGCAACCUCCUGCGGUACGCCAAUUCAGGCGAGCUGGGGGCCCUGGCCCAGAAGCUGGCCUUCUUCCUGCAGAACCCCCAGAUCAGCCUGCCCUGAUGCUGCCCUGCGUGGGACGCUCUUGGACAUUUCAUUCAAGCUUGACCUCACUCUCUGUGGAUCGUUCCUCAGUCAGAGGCCGGGAUCCUGCCCAGGAGAGAAGCAACGGACGGCAGAGGAAAAUUCCAUCAACACAGCAGCACUUCAGGGGGGAAAACCUGUGCCCCAAGAUGUCUGGUCCAGGCCUCCCUGCAGCCAAGCAAGCAUUUCUGCCCCCACUAGCUACCUCUUUGGGAGACGGCUCUCAUCAAGCUUCCCCGAGCCAUAGUUUCCGAACCGAAGACAGUUCUGAAUUUAUUUUCCCUUGCUCAGGCUCUGGUUGUCUGUCAGGGAAGAUGUAGAGAGAACCCCCGGAAGGUCAGGCAUCAGCCUGCUGCCCACGAGUGGUUCUCCAGCCCACUGACCACGGGCUCAUUAUUUUUCCAUUUGUAAAAUGGGACUGUUCAUAUGCCUCCCUCAGAGCAGGGCUGCGAGCCUACGGACUGUGCUGCUGCCCUUUCAAGGGGAAGGUGCUGGAUCAACACAAAGUGUUACUCGUUGGUUCAGUGGCUGGUGUUUGCAUUCAGGAUCAGUAUCUACACCACCGAUUAAAUGAUGACGUCUGAUGGGUUAGCAUGCCCGUGUGCCCUCCAGUUCUCCUAAACUGUGGCUCUGCCUGCUUCCCUGGUGUUCUCUAAGAAGGGAGGAGUGGUUUUGAUGACUAGUGCAGUCAAAGAUGAGAGUACAGCAACCCCAGUGACUGCCCUUCCUUGCUUCCCAUGCCGUGGGUCAGGGAUGAGACAUCCUUCUAUUUAUGGAAUGAACUCGGUACUGUGAUCUGCAUGGAAUGACUUUGGUGUCACUCACCUCUCGGUUCCUUCCUUUGCUCACUUAGCGGUUCACUUCCUCAUUCAUUGAUAAAUAUAUAUGCAUUAGGUACUGGGGAUGCAGCAAGAGCAAGAUGGGCAGGGACUUACCUGAUGCAGAUGACGCCUAAUGGUAAAGACAGGAAAUGAACAACAGAUAAACACAUUUGAUUAUUACAAAUUGUAGCAAGUGGCCUGAAGAAAAGAAACAAUAUGGAAAUAGAGCCACAGAGAGAUCCUUGAAGGAUGAAAAUGCCAACAGCUGAAAGGGAAGAAAAGGGGGCCAAGGGCAGACUUAGAGGGGCUGGCAUGAGCCAGAUCACUUGGCCUUGUAAACCUGGUAAGGAAUUUGUAUUUUACUCUAAAAUCAGAUGUGUGAUGUUUGACCUCUCCAGAAGCAGAAGGGUAUCACGAUUUGAUUUGCAUUUUAAAUGCCUAUUCUGGCAACUGUGUAAAGGAGGUCUGGGGACCCACACGAGGAAGGGGACACUGAAGGCCCUUGAGCCCACUCAUUUUGAAUUUCACCAAGGUCCUCAAGGUCACACAUCCUGUGACACACACACACCAGGAAUUCCAGUUCUCGGGAGAGCCGUAGUUUCUUCUGGCACUUAGUUACGCUUCGCAAUUCAAGGGAAUCCUUUAUUACUUAGAACAUUUUCCCCAGAUAAAUAAUUUCUAGAAGCAAGAACUGCUGAUUCUUUUUAAAAUAAAAGUCACAUAUGAAAAUGAAAACAAUUAUUUUUACAAAAAUACUGUAACCAAGUGGUGGGGUCCUUGGACCAUCACAUAGGAAAUCAUGGUUUUAAAAUGUUGAACAAACUCACAAUCAGUGUAUAGUUUUUGAAAACAUGAAAGUAUGAACAAACCAAUAUUUUAUUAAGUCAUCAAAACCUGCAUUCAAAUUCUCAUAUUCUUGGAUCCUGAGAAACAUUUUCGAGAAGGUGGCAGAUAUAUAUUUUUUAAUGAUGAAAACAACUGACACAAGUUUUAAAACAGCUGCACAGUCACGGAAUGCCAAGUGAAAGUUGACUGUACCAUUGAUUUGAAAUGUAUGGGAGGGAGUGGGACUGACAUACUCCACAGUCUGAUUCCAGUAGAUGCUUCCCACCUUUCCCUAUGGGUUUGUAGUUUUUGAAUGAAGUAGGGCUGUCUGCACAUUCCUGGGUGUUCCUAACUGCUGGCCAGCAGAGAGCAGUGGGGGACUGCUUAUGAAAAGAGCCAGGUUCCCACCCAUGCACCGCAGAGCCCAGCAGGUGUCGCCCUCCUCAGCUCAUAAUUUACACCGGGCUUCUCCAAAAAGGGAACCAGGGACUGAGGACUUCAGUGGAUGCAGAGUUGUUGGCCUUUACUGCCGUUUUGGUCAAAAACUAUAGUCUUUUUGAUUAAAGCUCAGAUUUAAAAAGGGAGUGUAUGAGAGGACAGUUCAUCUAUUCUGUUUCCUGGGACAGAUUGCACAGCUCUGAAAGUCUAAUAAUAUAAUAGUACUCCUUUAUUCGGAAGCUUUUUUUCUUUAAUUCUCCAAAAGCCUUUUUUCAUGCAUCUCCACUCUUCUCGGCCCCAGACUGUUUUUCAGUGGAAUCGUUGGCAUUCAGAGACUGCAACUGAUCUGCUUGCAUUCGCAUCCCAGCUCUUACACUGUACCUGCAUGCCCUUGGCAAGUUGUUCAACCUCCCUAAAUCUCCAUUUCUUUAUGGGCAUUGUUAUGGGCUGGAUUGUGGCCCCCAGCCUCCAAAUUCACAUGUUGAAGCCCUAACUUCCAGUACCUCAGAAUGUGACUGUAUUUAGAGCUAAGGCCUUUAAAGAGGUGAUUAAGUUAAAAUGAGGCCGUUAGGGUUUGGGCCCUAAUCCAAUAGGACUGAUGUUCUUAGAAGAAGAGGUAGAGAGACACCAUGGGCAAGGGUGCAAAGGAAAAAGGCCAUCUGCAAACUGAGCAGAGGCCUCAGGAGAAACCAGCAAGGCUAGUACCUUGAUCGUGGGCUUGCAGCCUCCAGAACUGUGAGAAAAUAAUUUUCUGUCGUUUAAGCCAUGCUGUUUAAGUCUGUGGUAUAUUGUUAUGGCGACCCUGGGAAAUGAAUACAUCAUAAGAGAAUAUAUACCUCACUACUUUGAUGAGGGGGAUAAACAGAGCAAUGGAUGUACAAAACUCUUCGUUUAGACGUGGCAUGGAGUAACUGUGGAAUAAAUGUGUAGCAUUUUAGAUGCCUACUCCUCAUGUCCGUUUGUCCAUUUGAUAACUACCACCACCCCACAGAUAAAUUCUUCACAAAGAAAUUAGAAACCAUCACAAGGAAAACAUGCCCAAAAUACACCACAUAUUCCAUAAACCCAUCUUUUCCUUUGUCACUCUUGUUGCAAUAGAGGAAUAUCUCUCCUGAUUUCUCCAUGUGUGAUGGGCUGGCCCCCCCAGCUUCUCAGGGCCGUCUUCCCUGUAGCAUCCUCCACACCCUACCCCAAUCACCACCUGCCUCUCUUCCCCCUUUUCUAUCCAGCUUCCCGAAUUAUUAUACAUGUGUCUCCACUUCCUUACCUCUUCACACUUUUCUAAUUGUAAAAAAUAUCAUACAUGCGAGAGUCUAAACUGUUUCAAGAAUUAUAGUAAAACAAAUACCAAUAUACUCACUGUCUAGGUGAAAAAAAUAACAUUUUGCCAAUACUUUAGAAUUCUCCUAGGUGACCCUUCUGUUCCUUAGCCCCCUCUCUCCCUGAACAUAGGUAAUUGUGAUCCCAAAUUUUAGGUUAGUCAUUCUGCUGCUUUUCUUUCAUUCUACCACCUAUCAUAUUUCAUUGAACCUAAGCCCCCAACAAUUGUGAGAUGCAUUAUU
Molecule: messenger RNA, 6284 nt
Organism: Delphinapterus leucas (beluga whale)
Lineage: Eukaryota; Metazoa; Chordata; Mammalia; Artiodactyla; Monodontidae
Source: RefSeq, a predicted model, not a curated record